Schistosoma margrebowiei is the source of this 207-nucleotide messenger RNA. The record is from the annotation of a GenBank genome assembly. NCBI's taxonomy places the organism in Eukaryota, Metazoa, Platyhelminthes, Trematoda, Strigeidida, Schistosomatidae.
AUGGACAAGGCUGUCGUUCAGACCAAGCUUGCAACAGUGAGAGCGGUUGUUGGCAGAACCGGUUCUCAGGGUCAAUGUACACAGGUCCGUGUGGAGAUUCUGGAUGAUACUAAUAGGACAAUCAUAAGAAACGUGAAAGGCCCCAUUCGAGAAGGCGAUAUUCUUACUUUGUUGGAAACUGAAAGAGAAGCAAGAAGGUUACGUUAA